This is a messenger RNA of [Torrubiella] hemipterigena, 1867 nucleotides long. NCBI's taxonomy places the organism in Eukaryota, Fungi, Ascomycota, Sordariomycetes, Hypocreales, Clavicipitaceae. The record is from the annotation of a GenBank genome assembly.
UCAAAUACAUACAUUGAAAUUUCACAAUUCGUGCAUUUCUUGGGUGAAUUUACUAAACAUUUCGGCAUACGCGGCGGCCAUACGCUAGCCCAAGCAAGAGUUCCCUAUUUUGGCUGAAAGCCCACUGGACCCCACGGUAAUCAAUCUUUUUCGGCGCCUGGAAAUUUUGUUGAUUGGUGGAAACGGCCCGCCACCGGCAGUACCUGUGGUAAUCGUGGGCCUGGGACGAUGGUGCUGGAGACUACCCCAACGCCAAAAAGGUGCGCGGCGUCCUGCUAUAUUAACUGGAGGCCCAUUCGCUUUGCUCGCGUGUUGCUUGCCCGUUUGAAUUUUGGAUUGACACCAUCAAGUACCUAAUUACUCGCUAUCAAUGGCAAAGUACGCCGCCUGUGCGCUGUUGCUACCAGCUGCUGUCCUUGCUGCCUCUGGCGACGAUCAGGAUGGCCUCUUCCCGUCCUAUGUCUCGCUGUCGUUUGAAUUGAUUGGCUUCCCCGACUGGGCUGGAACUCGCGCCCAGCCCAACGAGUACUCGGCCAACAUGAUCAACAACCUCGUCAACAUCCAGGGGAGCCCGAUGAUUGUCCGUGUUGGCGGCAACUCUGCCGACCGUGCCAUCUACGACAAGACCCUGACGACUGCUACGUCGCGAGGCUGCCCCAAUGCCGACAAGGGCGCCUGGCAGUGCAUCGGCACAUCCUUUUUCGAUUCAUACGGCGCGUUCCCUGCCGGCACGCUCUACUCGCACAACUUCAACCUGGCGACGUGGAACUCUUCUGGCUUCGAUACCCUUCGCGACACCGUCCCGCUUGCGUGCAAUGCCCUGCGCGGCCAGCUUGAAGUCUUUGAGAUUGGCAACGAGCCGGAUCUAUUCAUCCCGCUGCGCCGUCCAAACACAUAUACCGUAGCUGACUACGUUGAUGAGUGGCGCAACGAGACAACCCGCUUCGAGAAGUAUCUUGCCGACGCCUGCCCCGACAUGACUGAGAACAACAAGUACAUGUUUCCGUCUGUCAGCUCGCCCGGUGCGCGGCUGCGCAUCCCGGACAUCUUCAAGGAGGGCGGCGACUCUCUGGAUAAGGUGACGCAGGUAUCGGCGCACAAUUACAUGGAUGGCGCUACGAAUCCAGGCGUCACGCUGCAGAAGACGCUGAUGAACCACACGGCUGUUGUCCGCUCGAUUGGCGGCCAUGUCAAGUAUGCCAAGUCGUAUACUGCACCUAACCCGGAUGCCAAGUAUAUUAUUGGCGAGCACAACUCCUUGUACGGAGGUGGUGCAGUUGGUCUUUCCGACGUAUACGGCGCCGCACUCUGGGGCCUCGACUUUUCCCUCUACGCCGCAUCGACGCAAAUCAUCAAGCGUGUGCACUUCCACCAGUCCAUUGGUUCGCCAUACGCUGACUGGGCUCCUACCGGACCGCGCCAGACCAAGGCUCCUUACUACGGUAAGCUCGCAGCCGCCACGUUCCUCGCACACUCGGACAAGAUCCAAGUCAAGACGCUGGCCAUUGGCCCGCGCGACGACGUAGACUCUGGCUACGCCGCCUACAAGGGCGACAAGCUCAGCCGCGUGGCCCUCAUUAACCUGCGUGAAUACGACUCUGGAUCGUCGGCGCAGCGUGGCUCCCAGACUUACACCGUCGGCGUGCCGCCUCGGUCUCGCUGGGUGGCCCAGCGCCUGACGGCCCCUGGCGCCCGUGAUAAGACGGGUAUUACGUACAACGGAUAUGCAUACGAGGCCGAGUCUCUGGGCAAGCCGGUUCGCGUGCAAGGUCUGGAGACGGAUCGGGUAGUCAGGCCCGAUAAGAAUGGUAAGCUGAGCAUCGAGGUUGCAGACUCGGAGGCCGUGAUUCUUGUUAGAAGCUGCUAG